This is a messenger RNA of Pogonomyrmex barbatus (red harvester ant), 3195 nucleotides long. RefSeq lists its product as uncharacterized. Lineage: Eukaryota; Metazoa; Arthropoda; Insecta; Hymenoptera; Formicidae. Gene Ontology annotation, biological process: axoneme assembly. Gene Ontology annotation, cellular component: axoneme. The record is from RefSeq and is a predicted model, not a curated record. Gene Ontology annotation, molecular function: protein binding; dynein complex binding.
CACCACCAUCGGUCCCGUCGGCUAUUUGAUCAUUCACCACGUGAAACCCGCACACCUCCCGAUCUCCUGCAUCUCCCUCUGAUACCGGCCACGAUGAACACACCGAAGCUCGACCUGGAGAGGAAGAAAAAGUUCGGGGAGCGAUCCUUCCUCGGUUCCUACAGCUCUCCAUCGUCGUCGUCGUCGUCGUCGUCGUCGUCAUCGUCGUCAUCGUUGGAAGAAGAACAGCUCGCGGGCGACGAAGAAAACGAGCGCGUGCGGCAAAAAGGAGGCGAGGAAAGUGACGGAAGGAGACCAAUGGCGGAGGAAGAGAGAAAAGUUCCCAAUGGAAACAACGGGGAGCUUCUGCUCCCCUGGAAAGCCGAGGCUCGAGAAGAAAUUCAACCGCGGACACUAAUCGAAGAAAUAUCGGAAUCCAAACAGAACGUUAUCAACGAUGCGAAAAAAGAAUGUCAUGAGAAAGAAAUUUUGGAUAGUCGUGAUUCAUUUGGUAAUUAUAACGUGAACAUGGAGACUGCAGCUUGCGAGAAAGUGGCGUUAAAAUCAGAAAUAGGAAAAGAAAAGAUAUCAGAUUUACAAGAAUCGAUCAAUGACAAUAAUAAAGUAAAUGAUUUCAAAAACGAGAGAACAGCUACCUGUUCGGUGUCGUGCGAUACUUCGGAUCUAAAACAGACAUUAGAGGAGGAUCAGAAACUCGCGAGCGCGAUUGCCGACGUAACAGACGAUGCAUCGAGCGAAAAUAUCAAGAGCUAUCAAAGGAAAAACAAAGACUGUCCAUUCGGUUCUAAACUUAGCGACAUUCGAGAAGAGAUGAAAGAAUUCUGCGACAGUAUGGAUAGGUUUGUUGACGAAAACAGGAUAGUGUUCAAGAAUGGCGAGGUAGAGGGAUUCUGGGGCGAGAGAAAGAUGGUGGACGAGAAUUUGCAGACUGAUUUUAUUGAUGAUAAAAAGAUCCAAGAAACCGGGACCAAGGUUUCCGCGAGCGAGAAGGAUGAAGCACUGCGAUGGUGGAGUACCAAGGAAAGAAAACUGAAGGUCAAGGAGAUCCUAAAGAAACGAGAGGAUGAAGCAAAGAGAAACAAAAUGCAGGCAGAAGAUGCCGAAAUAAAUGAAAAAUUCGAUCGCUGUUCAUCAAACGAUGGAGGUCAAACGACUAUCACAGAUGUUAACUUCCAGAAUGCCUACGAUUUGAUGACAUUAAAGACGUCUUUGACAAAUGUUCUUCCGGACUCGACAGAAACGUGUUCCGUAAAAAACAUUGAAAAUUAUGCAAGCGAACAAUCUAUAAAAACACAACAAGAAUCACGUGGAUUCUUUAACAGUCUUUUGGAUGAAUCGAGAAAUCAAAGCAACAUAAAGGAAAUAUGUGAACCGAAAGUUUCAAAUGAUUUAAUGAUUUUAGAGGAAAAAUUGAAUUGUAAAGAAUCGACCAUUGAUACAGAAAAGAAGAAUAUUUCUGUCAAUAUGAAUGAUCUGAUUGAUUCCGAUCGAUCAUCUUCAAAAUGUGAAACCAUUCUGAAGGCAGAUGAUUCUGCAAAAAUCGAAAUUUUGGAAGACAAAUUUAACAAUCUUACGCUUGAAUGUUCAGAAGGGAAAAGUAUUGAUGAAUCCGACGACGAUUCCUUUAAGACGGCAACGUCUAUUCAAGAAGAUUCACAAAUUUCAGAAGGCAAUCAAGAAUCAUCAGAAGUUUUAAGAUUGACUAAUGUAGAAAAUAAUUUGGACAAAAAUAUCGAUUCAAUUGAAAAUGAAAAUAUGGACGACGACAACACGAUUUCCAAGAAUGAAAAAAUCAAUGAUAAAACAGAUAAAAUGGAGAUGUUAAAAAACCUAGAAUUUUCAACUGAACAAUUUAAUUCUCAGAUAGGAUCACGCGCGCUCAUGCAAACGAUAGAUCAUUUAUCCCUAGAAAAAGUGAGUCAAUCUUCAAAACUGACGGGUAAAAGAAUUCGCGAAGCCGAGGAUGUCGCGGUCAGCAACAAGAAAUCUUUCCUUAUUGAAGAAACGAAUGCCGGAAGAAAGAUGGAGGAAUGCAAAUCGCGCAGCCAAAUCUCUGAAAGAUGUAGACAGCAUCUGAUACAGGAAACGAAGAAAUUCGCGAAGAAGGUGUCGCCGUUGAUCGACAAAUGCAUAUCGAAUCUGAUAAAAGACGCGGAAAAUGCAGGCGAAAAAGUGCAAUGUCCAAAAUAUCGAAGAAGUCUCGGAGACUUGCCAUUCGACUACGCUUCAAAAAUGGAUCUUAACGACCCCGCGGGCAAUUCUAUAAAACGAGACAAUUGUCACGGACGUAGCAACAAAUCGAACGAUGUAACACACACGUAUUCUGAAAAGCAAGAAUUGAUGACGAAACAAACGAUCGAUUCGGAAUUCGCUGCUUCAGCUAAUAUUUCUGAUAUUCAAUCGCUCGCCGAUCUUUUACGACAAUCCCACAACUCGGAAUUAUCAGCAGUGAAUGCCGAUGUAUCGAUUUACAAAGAAUUUUGUAAUCAUUUGCAUGAAUUAGAGAGCAAAAAGAAACUGUUGAUUAAGCCAGAUUUCACAAUGGACAAUCAAGAACCAAAAGAAAUAUUAUGUGAUGAUAAGUUUUUGCAAAAAACAGAAUGUUUUAGCGAGAAAUCAGUCGAACCGUUGAUCGAAAUGAUUUCUGAGUGUUCCACUUUUGAAGAUUCAGGACAAACUUUGGAGGAAAGAGAAAUUAAACAAUCGCAUAAUCCAGAAACUAUUUUCCAACAAAAAGAUGCUACCUUCAGAAAGUUGUCCGAGGAAGCAGUUGAGAUUGUCCAUAAUUCUGAAAAGCAUGCUGAUCAAGAAAGCACAGUUGAUUUAAAGAAAGAAAUGAAGGUCGAAACAUCAUGUACAGUAGAAAACGCAAAAUGUAAGGAAAAGUGUGUGCCGCCAGAUGAGAAAUGCAAAACCGCCGUGAUAAAUGUGAAAAAGAGUAUAGAAAUGCAAGUUGCACAGGAGAAUUAGAAUGAGUUAAAGUUUUACUCUGUUACUUUUAGAUAAACAAUCGUCAUUAGUAUACUUAACACAGAGACGUAUUGUAAAACUAGCUGAAAUGAAUCUACUAACGUUUAGGGAGCAGAAAUCUUUGCGCAAUCGAAGGAUCGAUAAAUAACAAAAUGUUCAUUAGUUUUAAGUUCGUAGAAUGUUCAACAUUUCUCUUGCUCUAUUUGAAAUAAAUGUGUUACCCUU